Messenger RNA from Xyrauchen texanus (razorback sucker), 5153 nucleotides. RefSeq names its product protein ENTREP3-like. The transcript has 14 exons. The record is from RefSeq and is a predicted model, not a curated record. The coding region runs from base 1012 to 3189 and encodes 725 amino acids. Lineage: Eukaryota; Metazoa; Chordata; Actinopteri; Cypriniformes; Catostomidae. Gene Ontology annotation, cellular component: membrane.
CGCGGUAAAAUGUGGUGCCGCAUUGGACAAAUGUUCUGGACACAUGCUAUCAGAAUGUGCGACCUAUUCUAUAUUUCUAAAACUGAGGCACUCUGAAAUGAUAGUGGAUAACAUUUACAUUGUGCCUGAAGGGUAGAUACGAGGUAAUGAUAUCGUUUGGGAAUAAUACGUGUACGCCCUGAGACACUUGAAGUCUAGCGCGAUUACGUAGCGCGCGGCGCAGUGAUGCUCUUGUCCGGGAUGCGGACGGGAUGGUAGUCCUCGUGACUGCGGGAGGAAAAGAGGGAGACUCGAUUCAGGAUAAAACUCCCUUAAAGAAACGCCAGGAGUGUGCAUUUCACAAUCAUUUAAAGGCUUGCAUCAUUUGAAAAUGAUAACAGCUUGACCGUUCUUCUCGAGCUGUUUCGACGCGGGUGCUUUCUUUCUAGCUUAUUUAUUUAUUUUCUCGUCUGAUACCUUUAGCGUUUUGCUUCAUGAGACGUCUCGUUCGCGUACAGGUGGGGGCUGUGAGGCUCUCUAGUGGGAGAAACACUUUGGUGUGUGCUGGGCUAGAGUUGUUUCUUUAGUCCCGCUCCGCGCAUCUUCCUCCGGUGUAGCCAGAAGCCCGAACCUGCUCUCCUGGCCUGUGGAUGCGGCAGCCGCUCGGCCUGCUAAAGGCCCUGGGUACCGCAAUGCCGCGGGGAUGGGGGGAGAGAGAGAGGGCUGGUGGGUGACGGACGGAUUUAAAUCAAGGGAUAAAGGAGUACGCCGAGGAAUAAAUGUUGACACAACAUAAAUGUGACCAUACCGACGUCCAGUUGUGGUUAGAAUGUUAAGUAGACCCCUAAUGGUGGAAUCUCGUGAUAGAUAUUUUGCGCAGGGUUUGGGUUGUGUGAUUUGUUUAAGUCAAGUAGGCUAUAUUUAGUUUUACGCACGAUUUAUUCACUUUUCUGAUGUUCCUAGAGUAACAUUCUAUAUGUUUUGAACUGAGUUACAUGUUCAGAUAAUUUAGGAAGUGUUUAACAAGCCACAAUGCCCUCACCUUCGGACUCCAGUAGCAUGGCCUCAAUUUCAGGGUCUCGAGGUCUGUCUGGGAGUCGCAGAGGAAUGUCUGGGAGUACAAGUGCACGCGUUCUGCUUUACCUGGGCUUGUGUCACCUUGCGUUAGGGGCUAUGGUGCUGGCCUUCAGCUUCACAAGCCUGGCCUUCACCUCUUCACCCCGAGUCAGACAGUCCUGUCCAUUCUGGGCUGGCUUUUUCGUUGUGGCCUCAGGAGUGGUGGGUGUGAUAUCAUGGAGAAGGCCAUUCACUCUUGUAGUGUCGCUGUUUAUGCUGCUGUCUGCAGUUUGUGUGAUUCUCAGUCUGGCUGGUUCCAUGCUCUCAUGUCAGAAUGCACAGAUGGUCAGAUCAUAUCUUACCUGUCAGAUGGAGAAUGGCCUGUGUCUUUGCUGUGACCCCAAGCAGACAUGCUCUCCAUCAGAAGAGGAGACGCUAGUGCUCUACCAACAUGCAGAUUGCCACUCGGUGCGUCACCAGCUCAAGGAUCUGCUGUUUAGUGCCUGUGGUCUCAGUAUUCUCUCCACCAUUAUCUGCACUCUGUCAACUGUCACCUGUAGCAUCCAUAUCUUCUCUCUGGACCUGCUGCAGUUGCUGGCUCCCCAUCGCUCUCGCUCUGUUAACCCAGAAUGCACCACUCCUCAGGAUGCAUUUCUCAGUAACAUGAUGGACUUUGAGGAGUUUGUUCCGCCCAUUCCCCCACCCCCAUACUACCCUCCUGAAUACACCUGCAGCUCAGAGACUGAUGCACAGAGUGUCACAUAUAAUGGAUCAAUGGAGAGUCCUGUACCUCUCUACCCAACUGACUGCCCUCCUCCUUAUGAGGCAGUGAUGGGUCAAAGGGCUCCUAGUGAGGCCACAGUCUUUGACACACAAGCUGGUGAGCUGUCUGGAGAGAGAGGAACAUCCACAGCUUUCAGUGGUGAAGUGUCUAUGGACAGUGGCUCUCUGUUGAUGUCUGAGAUUGUGGAUAUUCCAGAUGACAGCUCCCCGUCCGAGGACUCCUGUCUCAUGGAGUUGGGGAUGCGGGCUCGGCCCAGGGGAGGCAGUGAGGGAGCGGAGAGGGGAGAGUACAUCAGCUGUCGAUGUUCCGCACAACAUACUGAAGGAACGGUAGCAGCUCCUCCAGGCAUACGUGGUUUCAGAGGGGAGAGAUCGAACUCCUGCUCCUCUCCGAGCACACACAACACUUCCACAUAUAGGUCACCAGUGCUGAGGCGUCAAGCUCUGUUGGCAAGUAGUUGCUCUCAGUUGGAGUUGUUAGCGGGCUCUCAGCGUUGCUCUAUCCCAGAAAUCCGAGUUCGGCACUGCACGCCAUCCAGACAGGGCUCCUCCUCCUCUGUAACCAACCCACCUACCACAACCCCAUCAGGUGGUGCUCAAGAACAACCAGUCCAUACAGCACCAGAGCUCCUUCCACGGCCUUGCAUCCGUGAGCAAACUGGACGGGAUCGAAAAGACAGUGAUGGCUUCUUACCCCUUGUGAAGUCGCACAGUGAACCAGGGCUUAGCUCUUCAGCUGACACAGGUGAUUUCAGUCUCACAGGAGGCAGUAAAGGAGUCAGUGUGGGGGGGACUCAGACUUCAUCAGAGACAGGACCAUUAUCUGGAGCUAGUUUGCUGCCUCGCUCCUCUUUGGCACUUCCUGCAUCCCUGCCCAGGAAGGGAAGCAUUAAGGCUGUGAGUAGCUGGUUACCCUCAAAACAGGCCCCAGCCACCUCACUGCGUUUACCCAAAGACUGUGCACGCUCACUUGGAGACCUCAAGGUCACCAGAGUGUUAGUGCAACGUUUUCUGCAGAGAUCAAAACGGAACUUAGUCCUUGCAACUGAUCAUGCUGGAAACUGCACUCAGGGGCCUAAAAGGAGGACAGGAGGCGAUGGAAAUCUGCCUUUAGAGCAGGUGCUUCGUAACUCUUGGGGAGCCACCAGGAGGCAGCAGCAGCAUGCCCACCACCACUGCCGUGGACACCACCACUCCCAUAGUGACAGUCACCAUAACGCCCGCCACCAUGAUGAUGACCCUGUAAGGACCGGGGGUAUCCACUUGCGCAGCUGUGGAGACCUCAGUUCCACAUCUGUCGUAUCACUGCGCAGGCUCCACCCACCACCGCACGGAUCAUCAGGGGCCCUUUAUUCAGAAUCGGCCCUCUGAUUUGAGAUGAGGGAUUCUGGAAUUGAUAACUGCAGAUUUGGGUAGCAGAUGGAUAUGCUGUUUAAAUAACAGUCUGAGUACACUAGAUAAAGUUUCAGCUGUUCUUAUCAUAAAAACUCUAACAGAAAGACACACCUGUUUUGAAUUUAACCCUUAGACCCUCUGCUCUCUGUGCUUGACAAACACACUGGUGCUGAUUCUUACCCUUUUCUGCUUCCUUUCGUCUUCACUGCAAAAAAUACAAAAAAUAAUAAAAUACAAAAUAAUAAUAGUAAUUAACAAAAAUAAUGAAUUGGUGUUUUUGUUUUCCAGUAAAAAAUUCUGAACAUCAUUAAAACAAUAUAAAUUUACCUGAGCAAAAUUGUGUAAGAUAUGAAGAUGUGUUUUUAGAGAAUAUAAGUUUAAUUAAUUAUAUUUUUCUCACCCCAUUGUUUCUUGUUGUAUAAAGCAAAAACCAAAUUUGAGAUUUACACUUAAAACAAGAAGAUUUUUUAUUAUUUGCCAGUGGGGUAAGUAAAGUAAGAUGUAUUCUCUAACUUAAACAAUUUAGUUUCCCAAGUAAAUUAAUCUUGUUUUAAGGAUGUUUAGAUAUUUUUACCAGUAAACAAGACAAAAUCACUGGCUAAGAAAAUUAUCAUGUGCUCAUUUGCACGUUCAUGCUUAUUCAUCUAAUGCUUUUUCUUUUUCUAACUCACUGUGUUUAUGUGGAUUGGGAAAGAAUGCAGCACCUAUGACACUGCUUAAUAUUUUUACAGCUCAUUAAAAUGCACUAAUGCAAAUUAAACUUGGAAAUAUGCACGGCCCCACACACACACUCUCAGAUUAUGGAACUAACAAUCUGAUUUUGGUGUAUCUGACCACUGAAUGCUUUUCACUAUAUCCCUCACGAUCUUAAUCUUUCUUAUAUCGUAGCAGCAAAAUAAUCUAAACAUCAUCUGUCAUUUCUAUUAUGGCUGUGUUAAACCUCACAUAAUAGCUGAGAAUGACACAGCAAGAGCAUUUUAAUUUACUUUAUUUGUAGAAAUGCAUGUUAUUUUAUUUUUUAUUAAGCGAAUUCAAUUGGUGCGUCUAUAUUUUGCAUCUGUCUGUCUCCAUAUUUUGGAGGUUCUCAGUCUGUGUAAUACUUUCUUACAGAAUGCCUCUGCAUGUAUUGAGAAGUUUUGUUUUUUCUUUCUAAAGAAACCUAAUGCACACCUAAUGCACACCUAAUGCACCCACACAAACUAAUACUUACACAUGGUAGUGAAUUGUACUGGUAUACACCAGAGGGAAUUUAUGAGUCUACAUACAGAGAAUUCUCUAGCAAUUAACAUUCUUGGACAGUAACUAUAUGCAGGAGUUGUGAACACAUGGUGAAAGAUUUCAAUGAAAAUGGACUCUCGCAGACUGAUAUGAAAAAGGAUUUCCUAAUUUACCUGGACAGUUUGAUUAAACUUUAGGCAUAAAACAUUGGAAAGACAGCCAUGGACUUCUCUCUGAGGGUAGGAUGUAUGUGUUGUCAAUACUUUGUUCUGUUCUGAAAUGGAUCUACAUCUGAAGAAAUAAUUGGCUUUGAAAUGGUCUAGAAGUGCUCUGGAAUGCUUAAGGCUUUGAACUGGAAGGAACGUUGCUAAAUUUGGCAUUGAUUGGAUUGACAUAUAAUGUAUAUGUAAAUAACUUUGGUGCACUGACCCUAAUGCUCAUAUCCACAUUCAGUAACUCUUUGAAGCACUGAAACCAAGUCAGAAAAUGAGCUUGAAAUUCUUGAAAUUCUACCUCUUUGUUGCACACUGACAUGUUAUGGCCCUUUGGAAAUAUUUUAUGUAAUUUAAGGAUUUUAUUGACUAUUUAUGAACAACUUCUACACUGACUGAUGAAAACACUGUUAUUCUGGGAAUAUGAUGCCUAAAAAACAUUAAAAAUAGCUCUUAUGCAUACAUUUAUGUAAAAUAGAAAAAGAACACGUUAAUAAAUAUAUACACAUC